UUUCAGCGAUGUGAAUAAAUUAAUUUCAAAUAUGAAAAAAAUAUUCACGAAGGCUCCAGCACGCAAGCACAAAUUUCAAGCGAUGUUCCCUGGAACCGCAAUUCCGCCACAGCCGAUCGUAACGAGAUGGGGCACGUGGAUUGAAGCAGCAGUGUACUUUGCCGAUCAUUUUGAGAAAAUCAAAACCUUCUUAAAUGAUCUUGAUUCAGAAGAUGCAAAAUCUAUCAAAAAAGCCAAGUUAGUAAUUCGCGUGUCAACGUUGAAGAAAGACCUGGCUUUUAUAAAAGCGAAUUUCGAAUGUCUUGUUACUGGUGUGACGAAACUACAAGGAAAAGGAAUGCCACUUGCAACUUCACUCGAAAUUGUUGAAUCAAUUCGCACUAGCCUUCAGUCAAUGCGUGGUAGGACUGAAUUUUUGAACAAGUUUGAUAGAGUUAUCGCACGCAACAACGGAUUUCUACAAAUGAAAGAAAUCUCUACAAUUUUGAGCAAGGGAAAAUCAACACGUCAAGAUAACUUCAUUGAUAUGCUGUCACCGGAAGAGCUUAGUUGUUUUUUGUAUGCACCAAUUACCUCAUGUGAUGUAGAGAGAACAUUUUCAAAGUACAAACAAGUUCUGGGAGAUCAACGUCGUUCGUUUUCAUUCGAAAAUUUAAAAAUGCAUGUCGUUAUUUAUUGCAAUAGCUUUGAUUAGUCUUUGGCUAACGUACUUUCUUUAAAAAACGCCUAAAAGUUGCUAUU
Messenger RNA from Sitodiplosis mosellana (orange wheat blossom midge), 741 nucleotides. RefSeq lists its product as uncharacterized. The record is from RefSeq and is a predicted model, not a curated record. The transcript has 2 exons. Lineage: Eukaryota; Metazoa; Arthropoda; Insecta; Diptera; Cecidomyiidae. Bases 32 to 694 code for a protein of 220 amino acids.